UCUCUCUCUCUCUCUCUCUCUCUCUCUCUCUCUCUCUCUCUCUCUCUCUCUCUCUCUCUCAGUUCUAUCCAGUUUGCUGAUGGAGCGAUGCUGUAGGGGUUGACCCGUUUGCCUCUUCUAGUGUUGUAUCUGCUUCUGCCCCACCCAAACCUGUUUCCCCUUUACCCUGGAGCUUCAACUGUACAGCAAUGGUGGAUGUAAUCAAAUGGCCACUGUUUAGCCUCUUGAGUGCACAGGACGCUGCUUCAAUACGUCAGGCGUGCGUGUUUGGAACAUCUGCCAAUGAGGUGAUCUACAUCACCCAUGAUAACGAGGUGUACGUCUUUGGGCUGAACUGCAGCAACUGCCUGGGCACAGGGGACAUCACAAGCACCAUCGUCCCUAAAAAGCUAAACUGUCUGAGUGGGAAGAAGGUGGUCAGUCUAAGCUAUGGCAGUGGGCCACAUGUGCUGCUCACAACAGACGAAGGCCAGCUGUACGCAUGGGGACAUAACAGAUACAGUCAGCUAGGGAAUGGCACCACCAAUCAGAGAGUGUCUCCUGUGCUUGUAUCUACUAACCUCCAGAGCAAGAGGGUGAUCGAGGUGGCUUGUGGAUCACACCAUUCAGUCGCCCUGACCCAUGAUGGAGAGGUGUUUGCUUGGGGCUAUAAUAACUGCGGUCAAGUAGGAUCAGGUUCUACAUCCAACCAGCCCACACCACGCAGGGUCUCCAGCUGCCUCCUUAACAAAGUAGUGGUCAGCAUAGCCUGUGGUCAGACUUCUUCCAUGGCGGUAACGGACAACGGAGAGGUGUACGGUUGGGGAUACAAUGGUAAUGGACAGCUUGGUUUGGGGAACAAUGGAAAUCAGCUGACACCAUGUCGUCUAGCAGCGCUGCAGAGUGUUUGCAUCAUGCAGAUAGCCUGUGGUUAUGCCCACUCACUUGCACUAACAGACGAGGGACUGUUAUACGCAUGGGGAGCCAACACUUAUGGCCAGCUUGGCACAGGCAACAAGAGCAAUCAGCUUAGCCCUGUUCAGGUCAUGGCUGAGAAAGAGAGGCUUGUGGAGGUAGCAGCCUGUCACUCCACACACACCUCGGCAGCGAAGACGCAGAGUGGCCGGGUGUAUAUGUGGGGCCAGUGCAGAGGCCAGUCCAUUGUCUUACCCCACCACACUCCUUUCAGCUGCACCGACGACGUCUUCGCCUGCUUUGCAACACCGUCUGUCAUGUGGAGACUCCUGUCCGUGGAGCACGAUGAUUUCCUGACUGUGGCCGAGUCUCUGAAGAAAGAGUUUGACAGCCCUGAGACUUCAGACCUCAAAUUCAGCAUAGAGGGCAAAUUCAUUCAUGUCCACAAAGCAGUGCUUAAAAUUAGAUGUGAACACUUCAGAUCCAUGUUUAAUUCCAAGUGGAAUGAAGAUAUGAAAGAGGUGAUUGAGAUCGAUCAGUUCUCCUACCCAGUGUACAGGUCCUUCCUCAAGUUCCUCUACACAGACAUAGUAGAUCUUCCUCCAGAGGAUGCUAUUGGACUGCUGGAUCUGGCAACUUCGUACUGUGAGAACAGGCUAAAGCGGCUAUGUCAGCACAUCAUAAAGCGUGGCAUCACUGUGGAAAAUGCUUUCUCCCUGCUUUCUGCUGCAGUCAGAUACGAAGCUGAGGAUCUUGAAGAAUUCUGCUUUAAGUUCUGUGUGGACCAUCUGACUGAGGUGACUCAGACUGCAGCAUUCUGGCAGUUUGACGGGAACAUGCUGAAGGAGUUUAUCUGUAGAGCCAGCCGCUGUGGAGCUUUUAAAAACUAAAUAAUCAGCUAAAUUUUCCCAUGAGUGCAGCUGUUACUACAAACUCAUUUGCACCACUAGAGGGCACUCUGCUCGACUGUUACCGCCUGCAUUUUGAGCCCUUUUGCUUUAUUACAGAUAUCCGAGAAGGAGAAUGUUUGUUUUUGUUCAUUCAAAUGGCGUGAACAAUUUUUUUAUAAAGGGUUGUUUUUGUAAAGGGUUUUUUAUAAAGGGUUGUAUCUUAAUAGAUGCUUUCUAGAAGAAAUAGAUUUUUCUUUAUGGGGAGCUGUUUUGUUUCACAGAGUAAUAGACAUUGUUUUUCCAUUAGACUUUACAGCACUUGGGUUGACAAUGGCAGUUAGGUCAUCUUCACUUCUGUUACAGAGAUGUGUAACCUGUCAGUCUUUAACUCUAUAAUCCUCGCUGGAAUCUGUUUAAUUUACAAUUGACAGUGUAGAGUCAUGGUAAUGUCCUAACAUGCCUGCUGGCCUUAUUGGGCUUGUUUGGACUGUAGUGGGAACUGAAUAACAUUUUUUUUUUUCUUUUUUAAUGGUAUUUCGAAUAUGUUGCUAUGCUAUGCAUCAUUGUACAAUAUUUUUGCCCCCAACAACACUAAACCCCAAUCCUUACCCCAGUGACAUCACAUUCCAAUUGGCAGAGCCAGGGUUAAAGCAACAAGAGAGAUUAAUGGGAGUUUUCUUUCCUAAUCUGGUGCGGCUCAGUUAUUAUUCAUUUCAGUUGGAGCACCUCUUAUGUUCGCUGCUCCAGUGUUGAUCAUGACACUUUAGCAAAGUCUUUAAUUCACUGCAUUCCGUAUGUAGAGACAUACAUCACUACACAUGUCCACUUGAGGAAACCUCUUUUUUUAAUCAGAAAUUCCAUGGAUGCUCAGUUGAAGUUUCAGUGCUUAAUCUACAAGACCUAUUGGCUGAGAAUUUUAGGCAAACAACCAGCUGGAUGCAAAGCUGCACAUUAAAAUGCACUGUUACCUAUAGUUCAUUUUUUAUGGCUCUCUUUGUGUUUGUUUAUGGUAAAUGCUUGUGAAUGUUUAAAAAAAAAAGCAAAAAGUUUCCUUUUUUGAGAAAUGUAUAUAUUGUAUAGAUUUUGCAAUAAAUUAAGGGGCGGUUUCCUGGACAGGGCUUAACACUAAUCUUAGAAUUAAAUGCACAUUUAACCUGGAUUAACUGAAAAAGCACUUCUCAGACAUGGUUUAGAAUAGUCUCAGACUUUCCUUAGUCUUAAAUUAUAAAGUCAGAUUUCCUAAAGGAUGAUCAGAGGUAGUCUAGGUUUAAGUGAAGGCAUAACUUACACUUGGCCAGAGGCAUAUAUUAAUACAUUUUGUGGUAUUAGAAUUGAGAAAGAGGGGAGAAUGGAGAAAGAGACACUGCCAUCUUUUUAAAAAAAAAAAAAAAAAAAAAAAAAGAAUCUGAAAUUAGAAAAGCUAUUGAGUGCCUUAAUAUUUUCUCGUCUGUUUCCAGUUUAUGUUUACACAUGUAAAAAUGUGUGUUUUUCCUUUGAAAACAUGUAUUUAUAAUAACAUACUGGGUAUUCCAGUAAAAGAGAUAGUAGAUUAUUUAAGGACCAGAAUCUGUAAGGACCAAAAGGAGAGAAAUAAUUAAAAUUCUACACCAAUUAUUAGGAAAGUUAAACAAAAAUUAAACUCCUGGCUAAUGAGAGAUCUAUCAUUAAAAGGAAGAAUAUUAUUAUUAAAAACUGAAGGGUUUACAUGCUUAGUGUAUACAUCUCUUGCAUUAGAUGUUCCACAAUCUGUUAUAAAAGAGGUAGAAACUAUUUUGUUCAAUUUCUUCUGGAAGAACAGACCACAUUAUUUCAAAAGAACAGUUAUAUGUAACCCAACUGAAGAUGGUGGUCAAAAUGUACUUGACUUUAAUACUGCUAACCGUGUAUUUAAAAACAAAUGGAUAAAGAACUACUUGAACGCUAAAGACAAGAUGUGGAAUAUCAUCCCUGAAUUAAAUUUUUAUAAAUUGGGGGGUUUAGAAUUUUUUUUAGCUGUAAUUUUGAUGUAAACAAGGUUCACAUAAAGCUUUCUUCUUUUUAUAAACAGGUUAUUGUAUUAUGGAUGCUCAUUUUUAAGCAUAUCUUUUCUCCACACAACUCUGAUUUGGAACAACAAAUAUAUUAAGUUUAAAAAUAAAUCUUUAUUUUACAGAAA
Molecule: messenger RNA, 3939 nt
Organism: Tachysurus vachellii
Lineage: Eukaryota; Metazoa; Chordata; Actinopteri; Siluriformes; Bagridae
Product: RCC1 and BTB domain-containing protein 1-like
Exons: 12
Coding region: 189-1784 (531 amino acids)
Molecular function (GO): protein binding
Source: RefSeq, a predicted model, not a curated record